AGAAACAUUAUUAUUAUUAGAUCACAUUCAUACACCGACUCAAACAAACCCACUUCUCCUUUCUCUUCUCUUCUAUAUAAACCAUCUUUCUCUCUCUCUCCCUUUUGCUUCCUUCCUUUUACUUCACUUAUUAUCACACACCAUCUUCUCUUUCAUAUUUAUGCUUUCUGCCUCUUCAUCUCUUCCUCUCCCCGAUCUAUCAACCAUGGUGGACCUUCAAACCGUUUGCUGCAUGUGCGGUGACGUUGGUUUCUCUGACAAACUUUUUCGCUGCAACAAAUGUCGCCACCGAUUCCAGCACUCCUAUUGUAGCAACUACUACGGGGAAUUAGCAGAGAUAGGACUAUGCGAUUGGUGCCAAAGUGAAGGGAGAAGCUCGAGACAUAUCAUUGGUUCGAAUUCGAAGAAAGCGGUGGCCGGAAACUACGGCGGAAUGAGCCACCGUUCGGAAUAUUCCGGCGAGAAAAUCAAGCACCAUGAUCAUGAAGAGAGUGGUUCUUCGGAAAAGGGGAAGAGCCCCGUGCCUUCACCGAGAACCUCCACAAGAAGGUACAAGCUUCUCAAGGAUGUAAUGUGUUAAAGAGGGAAAAGAAACAACAACAUCCUUAACCACGAAGAGACACCGGUAUAUAUACUAUUAGUGUUAAUUAGGUGUGCCAAAGGGUUAAUUUUGUACGUUUAUAUAUAGUAGUAGCUUGUAAAGACUUUCUUUAUGCGUGUUCUACUAGUUUUGUUAAUUUUCAGUGGCCUUUUCAUCAAGUUGUGAAUAGAACUAUGAAGCUUCAAGUUCAUUGUAUUAUUAUUAGUACCCCAUAAUCUAUGUAUGAUAUAAGAUUCGAGCUAUA
This is a messenger RNA of Cajanus cajan (pigeon pea), 845 nucleotides long. RefSeq lists its product as uncharacterized. The record is from RefSeq and is a predicted model, not a curated record. NCBI's taxonomy places the organism in Eukaryota, Viridiplantae, Streptophyta, Magnoliopsida, Fabales, Fabaceae.